AUGACGACGAUCCCAGCUGGCCAACGGCCCAUAAAUCAACCAACAUCAACACCAAAGACUUCAGCAUCAACUAGUAGUAAAUCUCGACUCGAUGCUCAACAUCCAAAGUCGUCUAUUAAAAAAAUACCAAAUGCUCUAGAUUCAAGCCCAAAAUCUAGACGUCGUACUAGUCUUCACAAUCCAGCUUUCGAUGCUUCAUUCGACAUGGCCAGUGCUGCGACAGGUCUUCCGUCUAAUAAUGAACAGGAGACUGGAGAUGCUACACUGGCAGCCAAACGGGAUUACAACCGUUUCCAAUUCGAUCUAUUGCCUGAAGACAACGAAGACUCCUUCUCAGCAUUGACGAAUAUGAGUACCAUUACUGCUAGUGCUACUACUCCUAGGGCGGUAGGAUUAAAGACUCCCAAACAGUCGUCAACGUCUUCUUCUGGUAUUCCAAUUCCCGUCGCGAAUGGAUCACCUAGUAAAGAUGGUGGUAAAGGUGAUGAAUACGGUCAGAUGGGAUUGAAACAACGUGAAAAGAUCGUGGAUGAUAUGAAGAAGGAAAACUUCAAUUUAAAACUCAAGAUAUACUAUCUGGAAGAAGCCAAUCAAAAGAUGUCCCCAGAUGGUUACAAUAAUCUUGCCAACGAGAAUGCACAAUUGAAUGCAGAGAUCGACUCGCUUAGAACAGAGCUAGAUCUGUAUAGAAAAGAACUCGAAUCUAGCUUGAGGCGGUUUGAAGAACAAGCCUCGGCUGUAGAUCAAGUCCAAGGAGCUUAUGAUGCCAAAGCCAGAGAAGUCAUGGUAAUUAGAACAGAACUGGAAGCUGCUCAACAGGCACUCAGUCAAAUAGACGGCAAUCACAAUACUGUAGAAAGAGAUUCAGAGCAAUUGCGUGCUCAAAUCAUAGAACUACGGAAUCAGAUUCGUCUCCUCCAAGAAUCUCGUGAUAGAACACUGCAAGAUGCAGAAUCUAGUCACCUGGAGGCAUCGCUAGCUAAAACUCAGGUUCAAGAUUUAGAAAAGUUGAGAUCUGAGAAUGCUAGAUUACGGCAAGAAGUUGGUAAACUCAAGUCAGAUCUGGAGGCUCAUAGAGUCACGAUACGAGAGUUUACUGCCCUUAUCGAUAAUCUACAGAGUGAUGUGGAAGCUGAACGUGCUGAAAAGUUAAAAGUACGAACAGAACUCAAAACUGCGCUUGCUCAAGUCGAUCAGCAAAAGACGAGUCUAGCUGAAAUGACUAGUAAAAUGGCCGAACGUGAUUCUCAGAUAACGAGUCUACGUACUGAAGGCGAUAAAAGGUGGACUGAAGCUGAAGAGUUGAGAAUACAAGUCAGUAAACUGAAAGAUGAGCACAGUAAAAAGCAGUCUCUCCUAAAAGAUGCUAGUGACAUGAUUCGAGAAGCGCAACGUCAAAAGGAGACUAUAACUCGAGAGCAUGCUCAAGCUAUAGAAUCCGUACGAGAUGAAAUUGUAAAAACAUCCGAUAAACACCGUGACGAAUUAGAAACCAAGAUCCGUAAUUUGACUGAACAGUUAAAUCACUCCAAACAGACGAAUUUGAAUCUCAACGCUCAAGUCGAACUAUUACGUGCCAAGACGACAUCAGAAUCAUCAACAACUCAAAAUGCACGUCUAGAAAUUGAGUCAUUAAAAACCCAAACCUCUAAAUUAAACGAAGAGCUCUUCGCAGCUCGUACCUCACAAUCAUCCAUCAUCACCCAAUUGCAACUAGCCACCACUGAAAACACGCAUCUAAAAGAACGAUUAUCAUCAACCUCAAACAAGUCAUCAACAGAACUUGAAUCCCUCCAUACCGAGAUAUCAACUCUACGCUCCACCAUUAUUCGUCAUAAUGAUGAGCACCGUAAUGAUAUCUCACGAUUAAACGAAGAACACGCACGGCAAGUACGAAAUUUGGAACGAGAACGUGAAGGGCUUCUUGAAUCGAUUAAGGAAAGGAGUGACAAAUUGACUCGUGCUCAAGAAGAGAUUGAGAAAAACAAGAAGCAAUUGUCUAAAGUCAAAAUUGUGCUUAAAGAGCGUGAGAAGUUUAAAGGUGAAGUUGAUGAGAGGGGUAAAGAGGUUGAGAGAUUGCAGCAAGUUAUUGGUAGACAGACUCAGGAGAUUCUUGAACUCAAAUCCAAACUUGAAGGCCAACAUCGUAUAUCACAAGCUGACAUUGAUGCUCUUCAAAUGCAAUUAUCUUCUCGUACUGAAUCUUUAGCUUUGGCACAAGCUGAAGUUGAACGUGUCAAUAAUGAACUAGUUACAAUCUUGACUAAACGCCCUGUGCAGCCCAAGAGCACCAUUAACGACUAUGCACUAGCUAGUGAAAUAUCCGUUCGGAGUGCAGAAAAUGAACAUCUCAGAAAGAAAUUGGCAGGUCUUAGAGAGACGUCAGCUGUGGAAGAUGAAGAGCAAACUCUUCAGGACGCUUCUGCUACAUCAUUCCGUGAACAAAACUAUAGUCUGCAAGCUCAAUUGGCGGAAUUAGCUGAUCGAUUGUUUGAAAAGACUGAGGAGAGUAAUCAUCUGCUUGCAGAAUUGGAUGAAAAGUCUGUAGCUCAUCGUCAAGCUGUUGAACAAAUGUCUGAACGAUGGGGCCGUGAACAGGCAAAGUUGAAGGCAGAUAUCGCCGUUCUGAAAGAGAAAAGAGGUCAAGAUAUGGCAGAGAACGAAAGAUUACAAUCCCAAGUAGAAGAGGUGCAACGUUUACAUGACGAAUCCGAAUUGCAUAGUCAAGAAUUGAUUCAACGAGUGCAACAUGACUUGGAAUCCAAAACUCGAGAAUUGACAGCAGCUCGUGAGGAAGUCAAUACUCUAAUACAACGCCUGACGAAUGCUGAACCACAAUUAUCAGCAAAAUCCGCCAUUGUCGAAGACCUCAACCGCAAAGUAGAAAUGCAAGCCUCUCAUAUAUCACGCCUCGAGUCACAAAACAAGGCAUUACUAGCUCAUGAAGCCGAAUUAUUGAUGUUACGAGCACGUCUAGUGUCUUCCGAGCAAGAAAUUGCCACAUACCGUAAACAGGUUGCUGGAACACAAGAACAUCUAGAGACAUUUGAGCGCUUGUCAUCUAACGCUGCUCGUGAUCUACAAGUAUUGAAGGAACAGCUGGUUGAACAAACUGCUCGAAUCCGAGAUUUAGAAUCUGGAAUGUAUGGCGAAGCUGCAUCCCGAGCUGAAAAUAGUGAACGAGAUAUUGAACGUAUCGUAAGAGAGGAGCAAGACUUGUGGCGUGCACGAUUAAGGGAACAGGAAGCAAGAUGGCAAGACAUAAAUCAUAAGAUGGAAGCAGAUGUUAGGAAGAGUAAAGGGCAAGUUGAAUCACUGGAGAAUGUGAUUCGAGAACGGAAUAAUGAAAUAUCUGAAUUACGACAGCAGGUUAAUUCAUUGGUUGAGGAUGUUGAUUCUGAGAUUGAUAAGAGGAUUGGAGUUGAAGAUUCCUUGAAGAGAUUCCAAGAUUAUGAGGAGGUAAAGAAUGAGAAUCGGGAGUUGAGGGGGGAGACACAGGAUCUUAAGGCUUCUUUGCUGAGGUUGAGGGAUGACGUGGUUUCCAAGUCUAAGCUUUUGGAAGAAGCUCUUGAGGAGAGAGAUUCAUUGCAUUCUAAUCUCAAAGAUUCAAGACGAGAAGCUGAGAAAGCCAUUAAAGUGGUUGAACAAUUACGUUCUCAAGUUCGUCAACUUGAGAGUGCUGCUGAAUCCAAUUUGAUGAGUGAUCACGAGUUGCAAGAAAAAGUAGCUCAAUUGGAAGAGAUGGUUGCUGAGCGGGAUCAUAAAUUGAGUGAAGCUACAUCCAGAUUGGAACGCCUUAACAAGCAAAGUGGUAUUCUUGCUGAGAAAAUGACUUCCGCUCAGUCUGCUUUUGAAAAGGCAGAAGAGCGUGUCUUGUCGUUGAUGCGUGAGUCUGAAGAGAAGAGUCUAACUAUCGGUACGCUGCAACAGCUUGUUGAGGAGCUUAGACGGUCCAUGUCUACCCAACAUGAGCUGGUUGCCACUUCCAGAACCCAUAUAGCUCAACAUGUUGCCGAACGAGAUGAAUUACUGAGCAAAGUUUUGUCUCAAAUGAAUCAUGUACUUCCAAGUCACUCUCAAGAGGAACAUAUGACUCCUACCUCUAACUUUGUCGGAUUUGCUGAAGCCUUGUUGACACGGGUCAAGGCUGUUUGUAAGACUCGACAAGACUGUCAAAUGAAUCUAAGUCAGCUGGAAGGUCGUAUGCGACGACAGAUACAAGACUGGCAAUCACGAUUUGAAGCACGUACGUCCGAACUAGCGCAAUACGAGACUCAAAUAAACCGAGCUUUUAUCAAACAACGAGCUCUAAUCGAUGCUCGACAUGAUCUACGUCGAGAACUGGAAGACGAACAAUAUGCCAGAGCCCGAUUGGAGGCUCGAGCCACAGCCUUGGAACGUGAGCUAAAGAUUGCCGAGAGUGCUGCUCGAGAUGCUAUGAGGAAUCAACAGCAACAGCAAGGACAAUCUAGGACGACGACACCAGAUCCGGUACGUCAUAAUAAUAGCAGCAAUAGUAACGAACAGCGACGAGUUCGUGAAUUAGAAAAUCAGUUGGAGAAUGCGCAAGAGAUGCUUGAAAUGGAUCGACGGGCUGCCGAUAGUCGGGUACGAGAAUUGAAUGAGCAGAUGCAUGCUUUGCAAGUUGAGAUGCAAGCUUUGCAACAACAGCAGAAGGGAUCUCGCGCUGCAAGUGAAGGAGGCAUGUCGUCUAGGUCUCGUAUGGAUGUGGUUGGUGUAUCUACCAGUUCACUUGCUCUAGAUGAUCAAGCCAAACUGUACAAGAUGAACGAGAACUUGAGACGAGAUUUAGAUUACCAAGCCAAACUUGCCGACGACACUGCAGAGAAGCUACGAGCUGCCAAAAAUCAACUAGUCACGACUGAAACUGAAUGUGCGAAACUUAAAAGAUCUCUACAUCAACGUGAUGUGCUUAUACGACAAGCCGUAUCCAAGCUUGAUAUGAUGGGAGAUAAAAAGGAAUCCGUAGCACUCUUACAAUCUGCUGCUGGCCAGUUAUCUACCUUUUCUCUGAACGAUGUACUUGGAUCAUCAUCUUCAUCGCUUCUGGAUGCUCGUCAACGAGGACCUUCAAAGUCCCCCCCUCGUGGAUUCGGAGGAGUUUAA
Molecule: messenger RNA, 5127 nt
Organism: Synchytrium microbalum
Lineage: Eukaryota; Fungi; Chytridiomycota; Chytridiomycetes; Synchytriales; Synchytriaceae
Exons: 13
Coding region: 1-5127 (1708 amino acids)
Cellular component (GO): microtubule organizing center
Source: RefSeq, a predicted model, not a curated record